AUGGGAGUCAAACAUUUGAGAGUAUUGGGAGACUCAAACCUAGUUGUCUGCCAGGCCAAGGGAAACCUUUCCUUAAAAGAGCUCAGCCUAGCCCCAUACAGAGCAAUGGCCCAGAGGAUGGAAGGAAAAUUCUCAACUUUCGAAAUAGAGCAUGCUCCAAGGAACGAAAACCGAUUUGCGGACGCAUUGGCCGCACUGGGGUCGCAAAUAGUUUUCAAAGGGGAUAGCACCAGGAUAGAAGUCAGUAAAAGGGAAGAAUCCAUCAUUGAGGUGUUGAAGGAAAGGUUCCGGGAGGAACAGUGCGAAGAGGAUUGGCAGAUCCCCAUAAGGGAAGUCUUAAUAAAGGGAGAAGACGCCGCAGAAUUAAAAAUACUAAAAGACUACGCCUUGGUAAGAGAGGAGUUGUACCGCAAGAUGCCAGGUGGGGUCUUGUCCAGAUGCGUGAGGCAGGAGGAGGCCUAG
This is a messenger RNA of Quercus lobata, 462 nucleotides long. RefSeq lists its product as uncharacterized. The record is from RefSeq and is a predicted model, not a curated record. The coding region runs from base 1 to 462 and encodes 153 amino acids. Lineage: Eukaryota; Viridiplantae; Streptophyta; Magnoliopsida; Fagales; Fagaceae. The transcript has a single exon. Gene Ontology annotation, molecular function: RNA-DNA hybrid ribonuclease activity; nucleic acid binding.